Magallana angulata is the source of this 2093-nucleotide messenger RNA. RefSeq names its product SPRY domain-containing protein 7-like. The record is from RefSeq and is a predicted model, not a curated record. Lineage: Eukaryota; Metazoa; Mollusca; Bivalvia; Ostreida; Ostreidae. The transcript is spliced from 5 exons. Gene Ontology annotation, molecular function: protein binding. Bases 14 to 604 code for a protein of 196 amino acids.
GGAAGUACCAAGAAUGGCUGCUUGUUUUUGCUGUUUUCGCUGUUGUUGGGAUGGAACCGGCUUCAGCUCGGGACACAUACCCUUAAAAGAAAUUCCAACCGUAAAAUUAGAUGCGUCACUUAUGGGCAAUGAUGUCGUAAUUGUGAAGAAUGGGCGUAGAAUCUGUGGAACAGGAGCAGCUCUUUCCAAUGCGCCAAUUGCGCAGGAUAAAGCAUAUUUUGAAGUAAAAGUACAAAGCACCGGUGUAUGGGGAGUUGGACUAGCCUCAAGAAGGUGUAAUGUGAAUGAAGUACCUCUCGGAGAGAACACAGAAUCCUGGGUAGUUAGGCAGGAUGGAGCAAUGUAUCAUGACAAGCAGCAAAAGGGCAAGCUGCCAGAAGUUCCCCAGGAAGGGGAUGUACUGGGUUUAACCUAUGACCAUGUACAACUGAACUUCUACCUGAAUGGGAAACCUCUGCCCUGUCCAUUCACAGGGAUGAAGGGGACACUAUAUCCCGUGUUUUAUGUGGAUGAGGGGGCUGUGAUGGACGUCCAGUUUGACAAAUUCUACCACCAUCCUCCUGACGGAUUCGACAGCAUCAUGAUAGAACAGUCCUUGUUGUGAUUAUACGUUUGUCUUGUUGACAGACUGAGAAAGUGGUGCUUUUAAGGCAUGGACAAUUACAAGGUUUUUUGUUGGACAGGUACAUAGAGGAGGUUGUAAUCUUAAUCACUGUGUAAAUGUGUGUCAUCACCAGGAAAAGGGUGAUGUUACAAUGUACCAGUCAUAGGUGACAUUGUACAUGUAUAUGUAUUGUGUCUUACUGUAUAUUAUCCAUGAUUGUAUAGGCCAAAUGUCUACCAGGCCAGAGAAACAAAUACAUUGUAUAUGUACUUCCUACAUUAGAGUUUAAUGACACAUGCCAUCCUAGUACUGUUUUACUGUUUUCAGGACCAUUCCAUUUGACAAUGUGAUAACAAGAUCAUGGAAUUAUUGAACAGUUUUCUGUGUAUGUACAAAAGUGCAAUAUAUGACGAGUGUUUUUAGGCUUCAUCCUUGUACGAUUUAUUCUUUUUUGAGGACACAUGUACUAUCAUUCUGCUUUGGUUACAUAUAUUUUGUAUAUUUUAAGAACAUUAUGCUUCGGAACAAAAUAAUAUUUUUGUGGUUUUUGUUUUAUCCUGCAACUACCCCUUGCAUUGACCAAAUAAAGGUAAUCCAAUAAACCAAAGCUAUAUUCAGUCAAUGCCUUAAUAUAUUCUUGUGCAUUUAUUCGACGCUCAAAUGCAUUGUGACGUCUUUCUUGCUUCGUUUACGCCAUGUCAUCAACUGCAUAGAAAUUUAUCAAAAAAAGCUUGUUUGAGGCGUAAAAUGUGAUUUUAUGUUGCAGGAUAAACAAAAUACAUAUAACUGUCAUGAAAUAUAAGCAAUAUUCAGGCAAGGGAGAAAUAUGGAAUCAUGAUUGUAGUAAAGAUAGAUAACUCUGUCAGAGACCAAGCAUUUUCACACUGUUUACCAGGAUUAGAUACUCUGAAUCAGACAUACUUCCACCUCUUCAUGUCUGUUUUAGUUAUGUGUAUUUGUUAAUUGUGGCAUGCUGGGUUUGCAGGGCAGCAAACAAAGACAAACUAUAUAAUUCAUGUUCUUUAAACAUCAUUUCAUAUCAUCAAAUCAUCUUUUGCGUUACAUAGUAUAUCACUAUAUGCAUCAAGUGUAUUCCUUUUGGUUAGGAUAAAUGAUAUUCCAGAGCCCAAGCAGUUAAGUUUAUUUAAGUUAUUUUGUGACCCUUAUAUCCUUAAUUUUAAAACGCAUAUUGGGAAAUGACCUAUGUUUUAUUUGGCUUAUAUUUGCUUCUUUGAAGAAACAUUGUAAACCUGGUAAUGGUCAGAAACUGUUUGAAAUCUGGCAAAACAUUUAAACCAAAUAUUGUAAACACAUUAUAUUUACUGGCAUAUUGUUGAAAUUAAACUGUAAUAUGAAUUUAAUAUCUGCCACAUGAAGUGUUAAGAAUCAUCACCAUUUUUGUUUGUUUUUGUACUAGUCUUGCAUAUAAACAUCUGCUGUUUGAUAAUCUUCAACACUAUUUAAUAAAAUAAAUGCAUAACACAUCUUU